Biomphalaria glabrata is the source of this 679-nucleotide messenger RNA. RefSeq lists its product as uncharacterized. The transcript is spliced from 6 exons. Lineage: Eukaryota; Metazoa; Mollusca; Gastropoda; Planorbidae. The record is from RefSeq and is a predicted model, not a curated record. Bases 11 to 679 code for a protein of 222 amino acids.
GCUGAUCAGAAUGGUCGAUCUUCUUUUUGUGUGUCUUUUGACUUUCUUGUGUGUUGCUCUGAAUGCCAAUGGACAAAACAACUAUAACAGCUACAAAAACGGUAAGUACCAGAGCUAUCCAGUGGACCAAUCUACGCCGAGCACUUGCAAUGACCUGCGGUGUAACCCUAACGAAUGCUGUGUGGAAACACACAUGGCGGCAGUCUGUGUGGCUUUAGUAACAGUUUCAACCGGGCAAGCUUUCUGCGCUCGAUACAAGAAAUGUUCAAACCUCGGUCAUUGUCCAGCUAGUGCUCCUUGUUGUGCCCAGGCCUUGGAACCCAAACUUGCCAAAACUUGUCCUCGACCACAUAUCAUCGGACCAGGUUAUGGGUCCAUAUACGACAACAGCUUCACGUCCAGCUACGGUUACGAUAAUAAAGUGGAUGAAAUAAAUUUAAAUGAAGGUUACUGUCAGGCAAGGGCCUCAACCGGUGGAUUAUGCUUUAGUCCACUGCCUGGCUCUGAGACUUACAAUUGUCCUUGUACGGCUCCAGAUACUUGUAAAAUUGCUCUGGGUCCUCUUGUGGCAGGUAUUAAAAAGAAAAAUGUAGAAAUAAAGGUCAUCACUAUAUCAUCGUCUGUGUACAUCUCCAACCACAACUACAACGACAACAACACCUACAUGUGCGUCAUGUAA